Messenger RNA from Trypanosoma grayi, 867 nucleotides. RefSeq lists its product as hypothetical. The transcript has a single exon. The record is from RefSeq and is a predicted model, not a curated record. The coding region runs from base 1 to 867 and encodes 288 amino acids. NCBI's taxonomy places the organism in Eukaryota, Euglenozoa, Kinetoplastea, Trypanosomatida, Trypanosomatidae.
AUGAAAGAGGUGCUCUGUCGCUCGCUCAUCGGCACGCUCGACGCACCGAAUGACGCAAGCAACCCAUUCUCCCCAACGGGUGCAUCGCAGUCGUCGUCCACAUGGUCGCCCACGAUUGCCACCAGCAUCACCAACCGCUUCCUCUCCAACGUGCAGCAGCAGAAGAAGCAAACCUUUGAGCGUCUUAUGCAGAAGGAGAUGACAAGCUCCCAGCUCUCCUUCUCACGCCUCACUGGGGAUGACGGGGAGUCGAACGAUGGCAUGCCGGAGCUCGUCAUUGGCGAUGAGACGGCCAUCAUGGAGCCUCCCGUCAGCGAGAGGGAUAUCCUCCCUGUGGAAUCCCCACCAGAAGUUGGGGGAAGCUCUCUAUUUGACGCUCCACUCCUUGGAGGUAACACGUCUCGAAGCUUCAUCGAAUUAGACGAGGAGAAGGAGCAGGCGCAGUCUGAGGCUUUGAUGCGCAAGCAUGAGUUGUGGCGUCUGCGGCAGAAACACUUACGAGAGCAACUUCACGCCGAGAAGGCCGUUUCGCAGCUCAAGCGGACGGAACCCCAGUCGUCACAUGCACAGGCUCCUACUACUACUACUCCUACUACAGCCGUUGUUUCAUCAUCGGCUGUCUCAGCGCGUGUUUCGACGGGUGAUGUUAACGGGUCCUUUGACGUUUUAAUGGUGACGCAGCGUAGCGUUAUGCAGCGAGCACACGGCGCCACACUCGGGCUCUCCACCGACCAUAUUGAUAUGAUCCGCCGCGUGAACAACUUUGACAAUACCUCUAGUCAGCGGGUGGUUGUUUUCGAGGCAAAGAGCAGCAAACAAGGCUUAGCCUCUUCCUCCUCCUCUUCGAAGCAUCAAGGUAAGCUCUAG